AUGGGUGAGAGUCAAUCUGAUGACAAACAAGUUAAAACCUGCUGUUGUUUUCCUAGGAAAUCAUCCUCUUCUGCUCAAACCUCUCAACCUAGUAUAGCCAGUAACAUUUUGCUAACUUCUAGUAGAAGCAAUCCUGGUAAUAAUGAAAGGGCCGUAAUGCAAUCAAUAAUUGAAAAUUGUAUGAGCAACAGCAAUGGUUGGUCAGGUAAAUUGAGCACUUCUUACAAAAUCGUUUCAAACAAGCAGCCUUACGUUUUUAAGAAAUGGAAGGAUGAGGCUAUGUGUAAGUAUCUUGGCGAUAACCUGAAUGUCAUUAAUGACUUAAAACGACUAAGGCAUGGAAAUAUAAGGGUCGUCUAUGACUAUUACCCAGAUCCUGGAGGUUUACUUCUAGAAUUCCUAAAUCUAUCGCUUGACGAGCUAUUAAAAGAUAAUAAGCUGCCUGAGUGUGGAACACGAUUAUCCAUACUAUCUGAUAUAGCAAAUGGAUUGCGCUAUAUACACGAUUAUGAACUAGUUCACAAUAAUUUAAAAUGCACAAAUGUUUUGAUAAACGAAAAUGGAACAGCAAAACUGGCCGAUGGAUGUAUACAGGUAAAUUGUUCUAAGAACAUUCAGCUAGCUCAAUCUUCCAAAGUCGAUAAGAUUGGCUAUUUUUGCGAGGAAGCCCUACGUGGAAUGAUCGAUUAUUCUAACGAUAUAUACAGCUUUGGAGCAAUCUGUUUAGUUGUAGUUUCUGGGAAGGCGAUUUAUGAUAGCAAUAGGAAACCAACUCAACUGAAAGAUUAUCUGUUGAAUACUUCUUACAAAAACUGGAAAUACCUCAAGGAUAUAGGAAUAAAAUGGAAGAAAAAUAUUAACUAUCUUAAUAUUUAUCGCCCAAGAAAAGUACUACUUACUUUAUCUGCUGCGUGCCUUGCUGAAAAUGCCAAAGAACGACCCCAAAUUGAACUGAUUCGAGUCUUAGACGAUAGAAUACUCACGUUGAUUGAGGAAUUUAACAAGUUAGUCGAUAGCAGAAUGUUAUCAGUUGUUAGAAGUAGAUUGCAAGUUGUGAGUUUAAUCGGUCAUUUUAAUAAGUAG
Messenger RNA from Trichoplax adhaerens, 1083 nucleotides. RefSeq lists its product as uncharacterized. Gene Ontology annotation, molecular function: ATP binding; protein kinase activity. The transcript has 10 exons. The record is from RefSeq and is a predicted model, not a curated record. Bases 1 to 1083 code for a protein of 360 amino acids. NCBI's taxonomy places the organism in Eukaryota, Metazoa, Placozoa, Uniplacotomia, Trichoplacea, Trichoplacidae. Gene Ontology annotation, biological process: protein phosphorylation.